AUGAUUUUGAGCAUUUCCCAAUACAUACAGCUUAAUGUUAUGGCUAAGAAUUGUGUAGAUCGUUUUAAGAAAAUAAUGAAAAUCACAAGAUUGAUGUCCGCUUUGUGUGGUGCGGAUGUUUUAGACCUGAACUACAAAAUGUCCUUAUAUACAUGGGCCGUGCUUUUUGCGAUUAAUGCCUUUUUUGGCUGCACAAUUUAUACCAUUUACAUGGGAAUGGUGGUUGAUGGAGAUUGGAAAGUUCUUUUACAGGCCCUCAGUUUAGCGGGAAGUGCAGUGCAAGGUUAUAGCAAAUUGCUUUCGAGCAUUUCUCGUCGUUUGGUUAUGAUUUCUAUGCUUCAGAAACUGGACAAUAUUUAUAAGGAGUAUCAAAAUGAUAAGAGCUAUCUAAUGAUUCUACGAUAUCGUACAGAUUUGGCCUCCAAACUGUUAAAAACUGUCAUGUGGAUCUAUAUAAGUCUUGCGUCAGUCAUCGUUUUGUAUCCCCUGCUUUAUGGCAUUUUGUAUAAUGAGAAAAUGUUUGUUAUGCAAUUCUUAUUGCCCGGCAUAGAUCCAUCAACUCAGUUUGGCUAUGUUCUGCAUAAUGUUUUCCAUGUUUUCCUUAUCUGUUUGGGAGCUUUUGGAAAUUUUGCGAGCGACAUGUUUAUUUUUAUAUACAUCAUAAAUAUACCCUUGUUGAAGGAUAUUAUAAAGAUUAAAUGUGAGAAAUUGAAUCAGGUGGCUCUUAAGGCUCGCAACCCAAAGAAAACAAUGCCUUUGUUAAAGGAAAUUGUUGAAUGGCAUAAAAAUUACAAUAAAUUCGUUCAACAAGUUGAAGAAGUCUAUUAUGAUGUUAUAUUUGUUCAAAUUUUAACUUCGGUGGUGAGCAUUUGCUGCACCAUUUUUUGCAUUGUCAUUCACAGUUGGCCAGCAGCCUUUGCCUAUUUGCUAUACAGCAUAAUAAUGUUGUAUGCAUAUUGUGGACUUGGUAAUUUGGUGGAAAUAUCUAAUGACGAAGUAAUCAAUAUAAUUUAUUGCGAUUGUUUGUGGUAUGAACUGUCUGUGCCAGAACAAAAAUUAAUUAUCUUGAUGUUAAGAAAGGCCCAAAAACCAAAAACAUUGACCAUAGGUCACAUGAUGCCCUUAUCUAUGAAUACGGCUCUGCAAUUGACAAAAGCUAUUUAUAGUUAUAUGAUGAUGCUGGUGAAUUUCUUGGAAAUGGAUGAUAUCUAA
Molecule: messenger RNA, 1212 nt
Organism: Calliphora vicina (urban bluebottle blowfly)
Lineage: Eukaryota; Metazoa; Arthropoda; Insecta; Diptera; Calliphoridae
Product: odorant receptor 67d-like
Exons: 5
Coding region: 1-1212 (403 amino acids)
Biological process (GO): detection of chemical stimulus involved in sensory perception of smell; sensory perception of smell
Cellular component (GO): plasma membrane
Molecular function (GO): odorant binding; olfactory receptor activity
Source: RefSeq, a predicted model, not a curated record